AUGGAAGCCAUAGGAGUUUUUGGAUCAAAACUCUCCGUUUGGCCUCAUACAAAUUUAUUUCCAGCAUGCAAACUCUAUCGUUUUCCGGUGACCUCGUAUCCUCGUAAGCAUGUACAUUUUGUUCCUUUGAAAGCGACAGCUAAUACUAUGGCUUGUGAAGAUGAAGAAAAUAAUCGUAAUUUCAGAAAGUUAGUCCCUUCUAAAUGGGAUCAUCAAUCCCUUUUUGCUAAUCUAGAUUUCUCAGAGAUGGAUGCGCUUGGGAGAGAGAUAGAGGCACUAAAGCCACAAGUGAGGAACAUGUUCAUGUCUUCCAAAGACAUUAAGAAGAAAAUUCUUUUUAUCUAUUUGCUUGUGACACUUGGUCUCGCAUAUCAUUUCGAGGAUGAGAUCGUGGAGACUCUAAAAGAUGGUUUCCAAAAGAUAGAGGAAAUCAUGUCGGAUGAAGAUGAUUUGUACGCUGUUUCCAUUAUCUUCUAUGUUUUCAGGACAUAUGGUCACAACAUUUCUUCUGAUGUUUUUGAGAGGUUCAAAGGGGACAGUGGAGAGUUUAAGGAGUGUCUUACAAGAGAUGCUAAGGGUAUCCUAAGCUUGUAUGAAGCUGCUCACAUGGGGACAACUACAGAUUAUAUAUUGGAUGAAGCUUUGACCUUCACAUUAAGUUACUUAGAGUCGUUAAGUUGUACAUGCAAACCUAAUAUGUCAAGGCUUAUACGAAACUCUUUGGGUCUACCACAGCCUAAAAACAUGGAGAUAUUAGUGACAAAGGAAUUUAUCCGGUUCUACGGAAAUGAAGAAGAUUGCAACAAGAUGCUACUCAAGUUUUCCAAGCUUAACUUUAAAUUCCUCCAGCUACUUUACCUUCAAGAAUUCAAAAUCCUUUCAAAAUGGUACAAGGAACAAGACUUUGAAUCUAAGUUGCCACCUUACUACAGAGACAUACUUGUGGAACUGAACCUCGCUACGCUAGCAUACAUGGAGCCGAAACAUUCACGAGUGAGAAUUUUUCUGACUAAGUUUUACACGAUUCAAGUAAUACUAGAUGAUACGUGUGACAGAUAUGCUUCUCUUCGUGAGGUCGAAAUCCUCGCCGAUACCAUUGAAAGGUGGGAUCUCGACGAUCAUGCCAUGGAUGGACUACCAGAUUAUUUGAAAUCAUUGGUUAAAUUUAUAUUUGGUACAUUCCAAGAAUUUGAAAGAGAACUUGGGUCAGAAUUAGGAGGGCUUUACAGUGUGAAAGCCACAAUUGAAUACUUCAAGAGAUAUAUGAGAAGCAACCUUCAACUUGCGAAAUGGGCAAGUGCGGAUCACUUGCCUAGCUUUGAGGAGUACCUAGAUGUUGCUGGACUCGAGAUUGCUGUAGAAUUUACUUUGGCAUGUAUUUUGAUGCUCAUGGAGAAUAUCCGCAAGGAAGAAGCUUAUGAGUGGUUGAAAUCUAGAGACAAACUCGUUAGAGCAAUGUCUACAAAAGCACGAGUACCUAAUGAUAUGUUUGGUUAUGAGGAUGACAUGAGCAGAGGAUAUCAGACGGGCUCGGUCAACUGUUAUAAGAAGCAAUAUGGAGUUACCGAAGAAGAAGCAUUCAGAAAGCUUGGUCAAUUGAUUGCAGAAGGUGAUAAGAUGAUGAAUGGGGAGAUUUUGAAGCCAAUCAAUGUGCCACGCCAGGUUCUAAAGGUAGUCAUCGACACUUUACGUGCACUGAAUGUUGGAUAUGAUAAAGAAGAUGGAUUCACCCGUCCUGAUCGACAUCUCAAGAACCAUAUCAUGUCUAUAUACGUUAAUCUUUGAAGACGUUGGUGUAUCCAAACUUGUGGUUUAGUAAGUGAAUGUGUAUGUACUUUUCCUACAAUACUGUGUC
Molecule: messenger RNA, 1855 nt
Organism: Brassica oleracea var. oleracea
Lineage: Eukaryota; Viridiplantae; Streptophyta; Magnoliopsida; Brassicales; Brassicaceae
Product: terpenoid synthase 28-like
Exons: 7
Coding region: 1-1785 (594 amino acids)
Biological process (GO): diterpenoid biosynthetic process
Molecular function (GO): terpene synthase activity; magnesium ion binding
Source: RefSeq, a predicted model, not a curated record